Messenger RNA from Mitosporidium daphniae, 2487 nucleotides. RefSeq lists its product as uncharacterized. The transcript is spliced from 5 exons. Lineage: Eukaryota; Fungi; Microsporidia. The record is from RefSeq and is a predicted model, not a curated record. The annotation marks the transcript as partial. Gene Ontology annotation, molecular function: protein binding.
AUGGGUGAAAUGAGCCACCAGCUUCCGGGAGGACCUUCGUUAGGAGAAAGGGUCACCGAGGCAGGAUUUGAAUGGAGAUCAAUUGCAGAAAAUAUUGCAGCAAAAGUAUCCGAUGUAGAUGAUGUGAUGCAGGCAUGGAUGAACUCGCCAGGUAUAUCAAGUCUACAUUUGAUUUUAGGGCAUCGACAAAACAUCCUUGGGUCUUUUGAAUAUUUCGGUGCAGCACAGAUGCCAGCGUUAUCAGCAGAACAAGUUGAACGUUUGAGGGUAGUCGAUUUACGAGAAGAACUCUCCAGCAGGGGCCUCCAAACUUCUGGUUUAAAAAAAGAUCUUGUAGCAAGGCUUUUGGAAGCCUUGCAGGGCGAAGGAUCUAGUCAAGAUGGUGCAUUGAGCCCAACCAGCAAAGGGGAAGAUCUAUCAGCACAAAGUUCUCCACAACAACAACCCUCUGGACAAAUAUCAGAGCAACCGGAAAGCCUUAUUAUUCGCAAACCCAAAAAAAAGGCACACGCAAGUGGUGAUGGUGAGCAUGAUUUUUUGCAAGAAAAGCUGAAAAUGGACCAUACUCCUUCAUCAGAAAAAAUACUUGCGCCAGUUAUAGAUACCAUUGCACAGGAUUCAAACAUGGAUAUGGUAGAUGUUGCACCCAGUGCAAACAUACAUACGGUGUUUGAAGAAAGCACGCAAGAGCCUUUAUCCACUGGCCCAACAGAGCCAGUUUCCAUCGAUACCCAGCCAAUGCGCGUAGAGUGCGAUCAGAUGGCUCAGGCAGAAGAUCUGGUCAAAGAAUCUCAGCUCGAAGCUCCAACUCAAAGCUCCGACAAGGAAAAUCAACAAAUGGUGCACCACAUUAAAUCUGAUGUGGCCGAGUCGAGAAACCCUCUUGCAAUAUUGUUUGAGGUCAACACAAAACUGGGUUCAGAAAAGUCUCUUUCCAUCACCAGGCUUCUUCCGCCAUUUAGCGCGGCAGGGCUACAGCAUCUGUUGGAAAGAUGGCCCGAAAAACAUGGCGAACUCCUAUUUGUGACCUCGGUGCCCUUGGAGCAGAUCCUUCAAACCAUCGAACAGGAGUCAAAAAUCACGGGUGCCUCCAUGCAAAAGGGCUUCAAUCGUGGCCAAAAGCGCACAUUUGAGGAGAUAGACCACGCGGAGGGCUAUGCUGAGCGCGGUGAAAGAAAAUAUCACCCUCAGACUAUGCUGUUGCAGCAAGGAUCCGAAGAUGAGGGGUCUUCCUUCGAAGACAUAUUCGAUGACAUUGAGGAUGAAGACACCAUAUUUGAUCCUUCUUUGCUUGAUGGUUGCGAUACCGAAGAGGACAGCGACCAACAAGACGUUAAUAUGAUGCAUUCGAAGAAAGCGAUUCCUUUAUCUUCGAUCGGAAAAUUUUCCGAUCUGAAGAUUGAGGAGCAAGAACAGGACGAGCAGGAAGACACUACUCCUAGGCGGACAUAUUUGCCAUCAAUGCAUGUUGACAAGGACAACCAAUUGGAUGUAAAUCCAUCCGUAUACAAUUUGUUCCGGGAACUUACUAUCGAAUGGCCCUGUCUUUCUUUCGACUUUUUGUCAACGGAUGUAAAUGAAAAUGGCAAUCUCUCUGUUUCAAUAGUCGCUGGCAGUCAAGCCGCUUCGUCUUCAAAGAACAGACUGUAUUACAUCAAGGCUUCUAAUCUCAAAGUGCUAAAGAAAAAGCAUUCCAUUGACUCUGGAUAUCUCUCUUCGUCAUCAGAUAACUCGUCCAGCGAUGAGGACGAACACCAAGUAAAUGUGAAAUGCAAAGCGUCAUCACCGGCUCUUUCCUCUAUCUCUGUUCCGCACCAAGGCUGUGUGAAUCGGGUUCGAGUCUCACGAGCAACAGGCAUACCAGCAUAUGUCGCCUCUUGGUCGGAUUUGGGGAAAAUUUAUAUAUGGAACUCUGAGGAUCAUCUUAGGCAGCUUGAUGAUCCUGUUAAUUCUUUGAAAUAUUCAUUUAUUGGAGAAGAUCUCAAGAAAAGGCAUAAAGCGGUCAAAAACAACAGUACAGCCUCAUUGGCCGUUAUGACCGACCAUGGCACUGAUGAGGGAUAUGCCCUUGCGUGGUCAAUAAAAGGGACACCCGGUCGAAUCCUUUCCGGAGACUGCAGUGGCAAAAUCGUCAUGUCGCAAUUGGGGGAAGCAACUUUUACGCCACUUGGAAAGCUCCUGAACCCCUCCUGUUCUGUCGAAGAUUUAUCUUGGAGUACGAUUGAGGCUGAAAUUUUUGCCUCCGCCGAUACUUCUGGGAUGGUGAAGAUUUGGGAUACCAGACAGGCAUUGAGCCCUGUUGCCACAAUACAUGCCAGCGCAUGUGAUGUUAAUGUUAUAAGCUGGAAUCCGUCAUCAACCUUCCUUCUUGCCAGUGGCGCCGAUGAUGGUGAGUGGGCAACUUGGGAUCUUCGGAAAGUAUUUACUGCAUCGCCAAGCAAAUCGGACCCGCUCGUUUCGUUCAGGUGGCAUCAGGCGCCAAUCUCA